Pygocentrus nattereri (red-bellied piranha) is the source of this 3722-nucleotide messenger RNA. RefSeq names its product 3'-phosphoadenosine 5'-phosphosulfate synthase 1 (gene papss1). The record is from RefSeq and is a predicted model, not a curated record. NCBI's taxonomy places the organism in Eukaryota, Metazoa, Chordata, Actinopteri, Characiformes, Serrasalmidae. Gene Ontology annotation, molecular function: adenylylsulfate kinase activity; sulfate adenylyltransferase (ATP) activity; ATP binding. The transcript has 12 exons. Bases 149 to 2023 code for a protein of 624 amino acids. Gene Ontology annotation, biological process: sulfate assimilation; 3'-phosphoadenosine 5'-phosphosulfate biosynthetic process.
UUCCUGUGACGCAGAAGCUAAAGCUCCUCUUUCUGCCGGACUGGCUUCAAGCAUCCAUUCAUAACACAGCCGGUUCGACAAAGUGUUUCACUCCGCACAGCUGCUCGGUUUGUAGAACUGCGUGCGUCGCUUCGUAAAACUAGCGGACAUGGAGACUUCUGGAAACUCGCACAAGAAGCAGAAGCUGAGCAACGCUCCUGAGAGCUGGGGAAUGCAAAGAGCCACUAAUGUCACUUAUCAAGCCCAUCAUGUGAGCCGGAACAAACGUGGACAGGCAGUCGGCACAAGAGGGGGUUUCCGUGGUUGCACCGUUUGGUUGACAGGCUUGUCUGGUGCAGGGAAGACAACAGUGAGCAUGGCUCUGGAGGAGCACUUGGUGUGCCAUGGUAUUCCAUGCUACACUCUGGAUGGGGACAACAUCAGACAGGGCUUGAAUAAAAACCUAGGCUUCAGUCCUGAAGACCGUGAGGAGAACAUCCGCCGCAUCGCUGAGGUGGCAAAGCUGUUUGCUGACGCUGGCCUCGUGUGCAUCGCUAGCUUCAUCUCCCCUUACAGCCGGGACCGUCUGAACGCCAGGAAGAUCCAUGAGGCAGCGGGCCUCCCCUUCUUUGAAGUGUUUGUGGAUGCCCCGCUGGAUGUGUGCGAGCAGAGAGACGUGAAGGGCCUUUACAAAAGAGCCAGAGCUGGAGAGAUCAGGGGGUUUACAGGGAUCGACUCAGAAUAUGAGAAACCCGAGGCUCCGGAGCUGGUGCUGAAGACGGACUCCUGCAGUGUGAAUGAGAGCAUUCAGCAGCUUCUCGAUCUUCUGCAGGAGAGAGACAUUGUGCCUGUAGAUGCUUCUUAUGAGGUGAAAGAGCUCUAUGUGCCUGAGAACAAGCUGGACUUGGCUAAGGCAGACGCAGAGACUCUGCCUGCUAUCGAGAUUGGAAAGGUGGACAUGCAGUGGGUUCAGGUGCUGGCUGAGGGCUGGGCCACUCCACUUAAUGGCUUCAUGAGGGAGAGAGAAUACCUGCAGUGUCUGCAUUUUGACUGCUUGCUUGAUGGAGGGGUUAUUAACAUGUCGGUGCCGGUGGUCCUCCCUGUCUCGGGCACAGACAAGGAACGUCUAGACGGCUGCACAGCGGUGGCGCUGGUCUAUGGUGGUCGGCGGGUGGCCAUCCUGCGCAACCCAGAGUUCUAUGAGCACCGCAAGGAGGAGCGCUGUGCGCGGCAAUGGGGCACCACCUGCAAGGACCACCCCUACAUCAAGAUGGUGAUGGAAAGUGGCGACUGGCUGGUGGGAGGAGACCUGCAAGUGCUGGACCGAAUCUACUGGAACGAUGGCCUGGAUGCCUACCGCCUCACCCCCACAGAGCUCAAACAGAAAUUCAAAGAGAUGAACGCAGACGCAGUGUUUGCGUUCCAGUUGCGAAAUCCUGUCCACAAUGGUCACGCUCUGCUCAUGCAGGACACUCAAAGGCGUCUGAUCGAGCGCGGUUAUCGGCGGCCUGUUCUGCUGCUGCACCCACUAGGUGGCUGGACCAAAGACGACGAUGUGCCCCUGCCCUGGCGCAUGAGGCAGCAUGCUGCUGUGCUGGAGGAGGGUGUGCUGGACCCCAACUCCACCAUUGUAGCCAUCUUCCCCUCACCCAUGAUGUAUGCCGGCCCCACUGAGGUGCAGUGGCACUGCAGAGCUCGGAUGGUCGCCGGUGCAAAUUUCUACAUCGUGGGCCGAGACCCAGCUGGCAUGCCCCACCCAGAUACAGGUAAAGAUCUGUACGAGCCUACUCACGGCGCCAAGGUCCUCACCAUGGCCCCUGGACUUAUUUCACUGGAGAUUGUGCCUUUCAAAGUGGCAGCGUACAACAAAGUCAAGAAGGCCAUGGACUUCUAUGACCCAAAAAACCACGGGGACUAUGACUUCAUCUCAGGCACACGCAUGAGGAGGAUGGCUCGAGAGGGCCAGAACCCACCGGAGGGCUUUAUGGCCCCCAAAGCCUGGACAGUGCUGAAGGAGUACUACACGUCUCUGGAGAAGGCGUAAGUCAUUUCCCCUGGUGGAGGGCUGCAAGUGUUUUGGUUCAGUGGAAAAAAAGGAGAAAGAAGGGGAAAAAAAUCAGUGGUCAAGCAAAGGGACCACCUCAAAAAAUAAACAACUUGUUUAACUGUUUUUCUUGUGUAUGGAAUUGUAUCUUGUCUCUUGCAAUGCGCACACCUCUGGCUCCUCAAGGUACUGUGUAUUUUUACUGUUUUCAGUCUUACACGAUUGUUUUUGUGUAUUUAACUUAUUAACUCCAAGAGGCAAAUUUUAUCAAGUUUUAAAAGUGACAUUUAGUGCUUCUUCUGUACAUUUCAGUGUUUUCUCUGCUCUAACUCGCCUGCUUCAACUCAAAUUAGCAACCUUUAGUUGAAGUGGGUGUGUUGGAGUAGGAAAACACUAAAAUUUGCAGGACAGUGGCGCACAAGAAUCAAUGUUUGAGAACCUCCGAUUUACUGUAAGGAAACUUUCCAAAGAAUAAUUCUAAGCUGUUAUACAGUCAAGAAAUGCAUGAAAUCAUUAGAGUGUAAAUCUGAUGUCAUGUGAGUUUCCCGAGUGUUCACAGAUACUGUGAUUAAAAAGAAGCUACUGAAGAAGAGGUUACUGUUACAAGACACAUGUUGGCCAAUCAUUAAAGUGACUGAUAUGGUACGUCCUACAGUAAAUUCAUUUUAAAAUUGGGCCAGGUUGCCUUAUUGAAUACAGCAUUUGCCUGAAGUAGCUGGACAGACGAGGUCCAAGUGGAUAUCUGAGCUUGAGAACAUCUGGUUCCUUGGUUACUUCCUUUGGGUUAUUUGUCAUAUGACCUCAUCAGACAAAAUGGCCCGUGGUUUGUUUCUCUGUUCUCUAUCUGUAUGUUCUUCGGUGAUAUAUGUCCACUGUACAUGUUGGAAGCACCUAGCUUUUUCUGUAUUACUCUCAAGUGGUCACGCAAGCUUUGGAGUGAAACGUCUUUUAUGAAGUGAGUUUCAAACCUUAAGAGGUCAGUCAGCUGUUGGAUUGAAAUGCCUUUACUGAUAUGUGUCUGGUCCAUUCUUUUUUUAGUUCGCUUUUGCGUAGCCUUUUUGAAAAACACAGGUGUUUUUCCACAGUGGUUGGAAGUACCUGGUUACAUUUACAGUUACUGGUACUCAAGUACAAAAUUGUGCUCUCCUCAGUAUUUUAAAAGAUACUUUUACUUCUGCUCAAGUGAGGAAUCUCCUGUUUCUGUUACAUUUUAGUCAUUAACAUCUUUGUUACUUUUUCUGUUUAAUUGCAUUGUGUUUCUUUGCAUAUUGCUUAUUUAUGGAUCUUUAACACUGAAGAUUUUAACCUAAAUGAUCCAGUAAGGGGAGAAUGGUGCACCUAAUAGACUUCAGUUCUUAUAUUUACAGGUGCUGGAGGUACUAAGAAUUUCAGUUUCCAGUUCUAUAAAUUACUCAGCACUUAAGUAGGUUUUUUGACCCACAUACUUUUGUACUUGUCAAGUUUUUCCUCUGAUUUGUCAUUUUUCAGACUUUGGUUUUCCUGACUCUUUGGGAUAGGUGGAUAUGAAUCUAUUAUUUUUUUAUCAAUUAAGUCUUUAAAUGUUUGUGUUUUGUUUCUUGCUUUGUUAGUCUCUUCACUGUCUGUACAUUAGCCAUUGAUUUCUAAUCUACCAAUUCCCACCUUAUUUUUGCAAUAUUGUCUUUGUUACGUCUCUAAUAAACCGUUCUAAGAAAGCCUA